AUGGAAGAAGAUAUUGUGUUUCAGCUCCAGGCAGUAAAGGACACUCAAAUCAAGACGGAAUUGAAGUUGAAAGAAAUGGAAGACAAAAUGUGCGAGCUGGAAGACAGAUCAAGAAGGUUGAACUUAAGGUUCAGAAAUAUUCCUGAGGACAUAUUAGAUGCUCAACUAUAUGAUUUUUUGAUAAAAUAUUUUAACUGUCUGGGGGUCCUUACGGCACAGCAAGAUAUUAAGUUGUCUCAGUACCACCGUCUUUCCUAUAGAAAGGAAGAUCAAUUGUACCCACGUGAUGUUAUUGUAGCGUUCGUUUCAUAUGAUCUCAGGACUCAGAUCCUCCAGUCUGCGAGGAAGACGAAGAUAAACGAUGAAAAGUUUACAGCAUUAAAAGUGUUAACAGACGUCUCUUACUUAACGAGGCAAAGAAGAAAUUUAUUUUCCACGGUUUUCCGUGUCUGA
Molecule: messenger RNA, 453 nt
Organism: Pelobates cultripes (western spadefoot toad)
Lineage: Eukaryota; Metazoa; Chordata; Amphibia; Anura; Pelobatidae
Source: the annotation of a GenBank genome assembly